This is a messenger RNA of Staurois parvus, 480 nucleotides long. Lineage: Eukaryota; Metazoa; Chordata; Amphibia; Anura; Ranidae. The record is from the annotation of a GenBank genome assembly.
GCACAUGCAUGGCUCCCGAAGCGCGCAGCGUGGCAAUCGGCGGUGCGCUGUGUCCCUCGGACACAGCGGAUCACUGAUCCACAGAAAGAGCUGAAGAUGUUGGCUCGGUCAUGGGAUCAGCUGUGUCCAAUCACAGCUGAUCACAUCAGCGCCACCUGUCAAUGUCCAUCAGUGCCAACUCUCAGUGCUCAUCCAUGCCACCUGCCAGUGCCCAUCAGUGCCACAUCAAUGCCACAUAUCAGUGCCCAUCUGAACUGCCUUUCAGUGUCACCCAUUAGUGCCAGUCAGUGCCACCUAUCAAUGCCAGUCAGUGCCACCUAUAAGUGCUGCCAUUCAGUGCCACCUAUCAGUGCCAGUCAGUGCCGCCUAUCAGUGCCAGUCAGUGCCGCCUAUCAGUGUGCAUCAGUGCCACCUAUCAGUGCUCGUCAAUGCUGCCUAUCAGUGCCACCUAACAGUGCCAGUCAGUGCCACCUAACAGUG